Molecule: messenger RNA, 3044 nt
Organism: Paramormyrops kingsleyae
Lineage: Eukaryota; Metazoa; Chordata; Actinopteri; Osteoglossiformes; Mormyridae
Product: cholecystokinin receptor-like
Biological process (GO): neuropeptide signaling pathway
Cellular component (GO): plasma membrane
Molecular function (GO): neuropeptide receptor activity; gastrin receptor activity
Source: RefSeq, a predicted model, not a curated record
AGUACAUUUAGCAGAUAUAACAGUCCCCACGACGGCUUUCAGGUGUCUCUCCCUUCAGCAGUAUCGUUUCACAGCUCAUGCAUAUCAUAAAGUUUGUUCGUUUAGAGGACAGCGGAUUCCACCUUCCAGAUUUGCCACGCAUGUCAUUUCAGGAUAGGAUUAAGAAGCCAAAUCUAACAUUUAACAUCAAAAUUAUAUGUUUAAAGACUAAUAAAAAGCCUGCAAAUAGCAGGAGCAAGGGGGCUAAGUGGGAAGUGGAAUGGCCUCAAACCUCCUUAAACAUAGUUUCCAGUUUCAGUUAAUGUUUUAAAAAGGGCAAUUGACAAGUCAGCACUAAUACCAAAUAGCAUAAAGAUACAUGUCACAUGCGUCCUGGCCAAUCAAAUAGCAUAAAAAUCGAUAUACGGAUUUUAUAGCUAUGUCCACAAGAUGGCGCUACAACAUCUUUCUUACUUGCAGGGGGGGUUUACGUUCACGACCCCUACUUAAAGAGAGGCACAACUUUUCGAUUUGGCAUAAAGCUCACUGAAGCGCCUUAGGCGACGGUGGUACCACACUCAAUACCUCAUGGGAGAUAUUAGAACGCUGUAACUGAACUUAUCCGUCUCAGGAAGUAUUAAGGCAGAGUAAAGACAGGGUCCGUCCAAGAACCGGCGAAAUCGGGACCUCCUGUUUCUGGAAGGCAGUAGGCUAUUUUAAAUAAUCAAGCGAUGCUGUAAAAAGUGGUGAACUGGAAAGACGCAAAGUGACAACAGUUAUUUUUAACCGUAAAAAACUGCGCCGAAAACAUUUAAGAGAUAACAGUCCACCUAAUGGAUUUAAGAAAAAUAAGUGCAAACCAGUCAUCAGCAUUUUUGGAGUGCCUAACUGCGCAGACGAACUUGUCCCUGAGCAUCACGGCCAAUGUGACGGAGGAGGUAAACGGCACCGCCUGCGCAAACGCGUCCGCCGCCCCGAAGACGCCGCUCCCCCGGAAUAAAGAAAUGCACUCUGUGCGGAUCUUUCUCUAUUCGCUCAUCUUCCUACUGGGUGUGUUUGGGAACCUGCUGAUCAUCAUGGUGCUGCUGGUGAACAAGCGAAUGCGCACGGUGACCAACUCUUUCCUGCUGUCGCUGGCGGUCAGCGACUUGACCAUGGCAAUAUUCUGCAUGCCCUUUACCCUCAUCCCCAACCUGCUGGAGGACUUCAUCUUCGGAGCCGCCAUGUGCAAGAUCGUUACCUACUUCAUGGGCAUCUCAGUGAGCAUCUCCACAUUCAGCCUGGUCGCGAUAGCCAUCGAGAGGUACAGCGCCAUCUGUAACCCGCUGAAGUCUCGCGUGUGGCAGACGCGUUCCCACGCCUACCGGGUCAUCACCUCCACUUGGCUCCUUUCCGUCUUCCUCAUGAUCCCCUAUCCAGUCUUUAGCACCCUGGUUACCUUCAAAAAGCAAAAUUGCAUCACCGCUCAUAUGUGUCGCCUCAGCUGGCCGAAGAGCCAGGUGGAACAGUCAUGGUACAUCCUCCUGUUGUUUGUCUUGUUCUUCAUGCCCGGGGUUGUGAUGAUUAUCGCUUAUGGACUGAUCUCUAGGGAGCUGUACCGGGGAGUGCAGUUUGAGCUCGGCCAAAAAAGCCAUGCAGGUGGGCUUAGGAAUGGCCCGAGUGGUACAGUAUCAUCUGGAAGUGAUGAUGACGACGGCUGUUACAUUCAAGUCACCAAAAGGCCCAAUGUUGUGGAGAUGUCAGUACUCACGGCCACCAGAGCCUCCAAUGCAGACCGACCACGCAGCAACACCUCAGAGGCGAAACUCACGGCCAAGAAGCGAGUGAUCCGCAUGCUGAUCGUCAUCGUCGCCAUGUUCUUCAUCUGCUGGAUGCCCCUGUAUUCCGUCAACACCUGGAAGGCAUUCGACUUGCAGUCCGCCCACCGAACCCUAUCGGGGGCGCCCAUCUCCUUCAUCCAUCUGCUGUCCUACACCUCGGCCUGCGUCAACCCCAUCAUCUACUGCUUCAUGAACAAGCGCUUCCGCAAGGCCCUGUUGGCCACCUUCACCUGCUGCUGGAGGCCGUGCCGGCGUCGGCGUGAGGCCGAUGAUGAUGUCAUCGCUAUGGGUGCGUCACUGUCCAAGUUUAGCUACACCACUGUGAGCACCAUGGGACCCUCCUGACUCCAAGUAUAUAAAAGCACAGGCCAUGCAUAGAUACAGAAGGCAGUAAUGCUUUUCACUCAUGCUAUUCACAUAAUAUUAGUGUUCCAUGCAAUGUACUGUGACUUCCUGUGUAUAGAAAUGAUUCCUGCUUUUCAGUGAAUGUAAAUGCUGUGUUCUGUUGAUUAAGGACUCAUUUUCUCCUGAGUACAGCUCUUUCCAAACUUUAAAGUCUUUGUUGGAGUAUUACUAAGUGUGACAUACAUAUGCAUUUGUAAAUAUGAAAUAUCAAUUUUAUUUUGCCGUUAAGUGCUUGGUUAUUCAUAACAGCUCACGCCUUGUCUUGCCAGGUACUAUUUUGGUACCUUUCCUUGCUCUCAGAUGUUUGUAAUUCUGUAAGAUUAGUCUAGUGACUACAUUCACAUUUGUUUCAUUUAGUAUAUGCUGCAGAUUAGUCUCGUAUGUGACGGCAGAAUAUCCCCUUUGGGCAGAUCAUCAACAGUGUAUUUUUGGUUCUGGCUACGGAUGGUACAAUGUACUUAAAAUCGAACUGUUAAUGAUUGUUUUAGAGUUAAUCUGUUUUGCUAAUUACUGUGUGUAUGACAGAGGUGGAAAGUUCCGGUUCAGAAAGUACAAAUCCAGGCCAAAAUUUUGUUUCAGCCAACCAGUUGUGUACUCUGUGAAUGUGAUUCUUUAUACUCAACUGAUUGAUUGAAACAAAACAUUGGUCUCGAUUUGUACUUUUUGUACUUGAAUUUUCCCCCUCUGGUGUAUGGAAUGGAUUGGUCUCUUUCCUCAUAAUACGUUGACACAAUGUCAAUAGCUUAUGAAAUGUAUGGCUACUUAUAUUUUAAUCCAACUAGUUUUUCUUUUUGUUUAAUAUGUGGUCAAUUAUCUAGUAAACUCUUAGGAUUUAGUAAA